AUGCCUGGAUACGCAAAAAUGAUGAAAGACUUAAUGUCCCGGAAAUUUGAUUUCCAAGACUUGGCUACGGUGACACUUACUCAGACGUGCAGUGCAGUGGUAACUAGACCUGUUGCUGAAAAGCUCUCUGAUCCAGGGAGUUUUACUAUUCCAUGUACAAUUGAAAACUUUGCUUUUGAGAAAGCACUCUGUGAUUUAGGGGCCAACAUUAAUAUUAUGCCCCUGGUCAUUUACAAGAGGUUGGGCAUUGGGAGAGCUAGACCCACCUCUAUAUUGCUACAGCUAGCUGAAAGGACUGUGGAUGAAGAAAUUCCUAUCAUCUUAGGAAUACCUUUCUUGGCCACAGGGAGAGCUCUUAUUGAUUGUGAGACCGGGGAGCUUAAGAUGAGGCUCAAUGACGAAGAGAUUAUAUUCAAUGUGUAG
Molecule: messenger RNA, 423 nt
Organism: Nicotiana tabacum (common tobacco)
Lineage: Eukaryota; Viridiplantae; Streptophyta; Magnoliopsida; Solanales; Solanaceae
Source: RefSeq, a predicted model, not a curated record